This is a messenger RNA of Labeo rohita (rohu), 3855 nucleotides long. RefSeq names its product epidermal growth factor receptor pathway substrate 15 (gene eps15). Gene Ontology annotation, biological process: endosomal transport; endocytosis. Gene Ontology annotation, molecular function: cadherin binding; calcium ion binding. Gene Ontology annotation, cellular component: plasma membrane; cytoplasm; clathrin coat of coated pit. The record is from RefSeq and is a predicted model, not a curated record. NCBI's taxonomy places the organism in Eukaryota, Metazoa, Chordata, Actinopteri, Cypriniformes, Cyprinidae. The coding region runs from base 49 to 3189 and encodes 1046 amino acids. The transcript has 25 exons.
CCCAUUGCCUAUCGCAACGCAGGAUGAACUAGUGGGAACAGAAACACUAUGGCUGCCAGUCUCUCCCUGACUCAGCUUUCGAGUGGGAAUCCUGUCUAUGAGAAAUACUAUCGACAGGUAGAUCCGUCCGGCAGUGGGCGUGUAGGAGCAGCUGAUGCGGCCUUAUUUUUAAAGACAUCUGGCCUUACAGACCUGGUUCUUGGCAAGAUAUGGGACUUGGCAGAUUCAGAUCGCAAAGGCUUGCUAAACAAGCAGCAAUUUUAUGUCGCCCUCCGUUUGGUGGCAUGCGCUCAGAAUGGACUUGAAGUGUCUCUUAAGAGCUUAAAUACUGCUGUCCCUCCCCCAAAGUUUCAUGACACUAGCAGUCCUCUUCAGUUUGGCUCCGUGCCCACGGACUGCCCAUGGGUUGUCAAGGCAGAGGAGAAGCUGAAAUUCGAUGCCAUCUUUGACAGCCUCUCUCCAGUGGGCGGCAUGCUCACGGGCGAUAAGGUCAAACCAGUGCUCCUUAAUUCUAAACUCCCUGUGGACGUUCUUGGCAGGGUUUGGGAGCUCAGUGACAUUGACAGAGAUGGUAUGCUGGACAAGGAUGAGUUUGCUGUGGCCAUGCAUUUGGUAUACAGAGCCCUGGAGUCUGAACCAGUUCCCAUGUCUCUGCCUGCCACUCUGAUUCCACCAUCAAAACGGAAAAAAGUAGCCUCACCUCCUGUGAUGCCCCUCCUACCAUCACCAGCGCAGCAUAAAGAGAGAGCCUCCGCCCAAUCUGGAUCUAAAACACUGCCAGCAAAACCUACACCACCACAGUGGGUGGUAUCUCCGGCAGAAAAAGCCAAAUAUGAUGACUUAUUCACCAAGACAGACAGUGACAUGGAUGGCUUGGUAUCUGGUACUGAGGUCCGAGAUAUAUUUCUAAAGACUGGUUUGCCAUCUGCCACUUUGGCCCGCAUUUGGGAGCUUUGUGAUAUAGGAGACGUCGGGAAGCUGACCCGAGAUCAGUUUGCAUUAGCUCUAUAUUUAAUCAACCAGAAGCUGUCAAAGGGAAUAGACCCACCCCAGACACUCUCUCCAGAAAUGAUCCCUCCUUCUGAUAGACUGGCGCGACAGAACAACGCUGUGACAGUACAGGCUGCCGAUUUCUCCGCAAUUAAAGAGUUGGACUCACUCACUAAUGAAAUCAUGGACCUACAAAAGGAGAAGAGCGUGGUGGAACAGGACAUCAAAGAGAGGGAGGAAACUAUAAGACAAAGGACCAGCGAAGUCCAGGACCUGCAGGAGGAGGUUCAGAAGGGCUCGGAGGAACUGAGCCGGCUGCAGGCGGAGCGACAGGAGGUGCAGGAGAAGCUGGAGAGGCUGGACGAGCAGAAACGCUCUCUAGAGGAGCAGCUCCAGCUCAUACAGCAACAAUGUAGCCAGGAAAGCCAACUGAUCCAGUCAUUGCAGGUGGAGCACUCUGAGCAAGAGCAGAGAAUUGGUGACUAUGAGGAGGAGUUGUCCAGAGCCCGGGAAGAACUGCUCCAUCUGCAGGAGGAGACGCGUCAACUGGGAGACAAAGUUCAGUCUGCCCGUGCUCAACUCUGCCCCCUUGAGGAUGCCGUUAAAGAAUCACACUCACAGAUCGCUCAGGAACAGAAGCGACUGACCGAGCUUAAAACUGAGGAGAGAGAAGUGACUGCACGGCUUACUUGGAAAAUCCUAGAAGAGCCGGUGCUUGUCAAUGGAAGAGCGCCCUCCUCUGAGCAGCUGGAUCAACUGCAGUGGCCUCAACCCACAGCCCAGCCACCUGAGAAACCCAAAGAGGACAAAGUCCAGGAUGAAGAGGAGCAUUCGUCCGUGGAUGAGCCGCAGGAACUCAGAGUCACAGAGGAGCAGCUCGGGUCAGAGCCAGAAGAGCAGUCCACCAGCCCAGAGGAGCAGGAGCCUAAAGUUGACCUUUAUAGCGCUGACCUUUACAACAGUGGGUUAUCCACUGCCAGCUCCACUUUGAUGGCCUGGCCUCAGCCAAACACGGAAAGCACAACACAAGCUAACACAGAGCCAGAGGUAGAUGAAGAAAAGGAAAAGGCAGAGGAGCAGCCUGCUACCAGCACCCCAAAGGCGGAAAUUGUGGAGCCGGAAAAGAAGGAAGCUGCCCAGCCAGUCACAUUGCCACCCACUAACCCGCCUAGCGGUCCUGGCCUUGACUUCUUCCAUUCGGACCCUUUCACUGACACCAAACUUCUUUUUCCAGGUGAUCCAUUUACUGAAGACCCUUUCUCAAAAGUUGACAUUGCAGAUCCUUUCGGUGGGGACCCUUUUAAAGGCACAGACCCAUUUGCGGCAGACAACUUCUUCAAGCAGUCUUCAGCUGCUUUCCCAUCAGGAGAUCCUUUCGGUUCCUCUGACCCAUUCAGUGCCACCACAGGCCCAAAAGAGCCUGAUCCAUUCACUUCCAAGACCAGCAAUGCUGUCACUCCAGACCCGUUUGCUUCCGGUAGCGGUAACAUCGAAGACACUGAUCCAUUUGGAUCUAAAAUGGAUUCCCUGGGAGACUCUGAUCCCUUCAGCUCGACUGGCACAGGACACGACCCAUUUGGAGGAUCAGAUAUUUCUGCAAGAGAUGGACCAGCUGCAGCCAAUGAUCCCUUUGCUCCGGGAGGAACUACAGUGACCACUAAUUCAGACCCAGAUCCCUUUGCUGCAGUAUUUGGCAAUGAGACUUUUGUAGGAGGGUUUGCUGACUUUAGCAGCUUAGCAAAGUCUAAUGGCAGCGAUCCAUUCGACUCGAGUACAAACAAGAACCUAUUUAAGGAGGACACUCAGUCAGAUGUUCCUCCAGCAUUACCGCCCAAAACCGGAACACCCACCAGACCUCCACCUCCACCCCCAGGUAAACGAUCCAACAUCCAGCGAUCGGAGUCGUCCGAGUCAUUUCAGAGGCGUGGUCUGUUCAAGGCUCAGGGUUCUGGCGAGUUCUCCUCUCUCCCCGCUAAAGACUCGGUACCAGACCCCUUCGCCCCUUCCUCACCCCACCAAGCCCCAAGCGAUCCCAACCGAUUCGCCAGCUUUGACAAAUACCCCACAGAGGAGGACAUGAUAGAGUGGGCGAAGCGGGAGAGUGAGAGAGAAGAGAGGGAGCGCGUGGCUCGUCUGACCCAGCAGGAGCAGGAGGACCUGGAGCUGGCGAUAGCCCUCAGCAAAUCCGAGCUGUCCUGACCCAAGCUGGAUACAGCGCCACCACCAACAUCACCACCCGAGCCACAUUAACAAGGAGGAGGAGGAACAGAGGAAGAGCUGGAACUGCCACAAUUAGAAGAAUCAUUUCACCUGCAUCUCCAGCCACUUGAUAAUCAUAGGAUUCCAGCUUCCUCUGAAUGUCCACUGAGUUCUCCCAGUGUCCGGUUGGCUGGAUAAUGUAUGAAGGCUAAGUCAAGAUGGAGUAAAAGGUAACAGACUCAUUGCAGCCUAUGUGGCUUGAAAACAGGUGUGACUCCUUUUGUUUUUAAAUAACCUCAAAUUAAGAGAGCUCCACUAAUCUACACUUUCAAAAAAUAUAUAUUUUUAAAAAUCUGAUGUCCAGUUCAAUAUAAUUGAACAAGUGUUUCUGAACAAAUCUAUACCCGUCUACAGUUGAAGUCAAAAGUUUACAUACACCUUGCAGAAUCUGCAAUAUGUUAUUUUACCCAAAAAUAAGAGGGAUCAUGCAAAAUGCAUGUUGUUUUUUUAUUUAGUACUGACCUGAAUAAGAUAUUUCACACAAAAGAUGUUUUACAUAUAGUUCACAAGAGAAAAUAAUAGUUGAAUUUAUAAAAAUUACACAGUUCAGAAGUUUACAUAUGCUUGAUUCUUAAUACUAUUUUGUUAAUUGAAUGAUCCACAGCU